GUGCCAAAUGUGUCAAAUGGGUUAAGUUUACGAAUGACAGUGACACCCGACAAAUUAUUGAUAAUUUGAUCGUUCAGUGUUCAUGUAAAUGUAAAUAAAAGAUUAUUUAAUUUAAAAUGUUUCGCCGCACAUUCUAUGUUCUUCGCGGCCUAAGACCUUUAUCAACUCCUGUAUACAAUAUUACCAGAAUUAUCCCAAACGAAUAUCGUUCUUUCUCAUCAUUAUCUUUGAAAACCAAGCCUCUUUUUAUCAAUACCAACCUCCCAACUUCGCAUUUGGUGAACAAUAAGCAAAUUUUAGAUGUAUGUAGUAAUAUCGAAUCGGUCCCUGUAAGGACUGUAACAAAAUUUAGCCUGAAGAAGGGUAAACGAAAAACAGUUAAAGCAUCAAUAAAAAGAUUCUUUAGAUUGCAUUGGGGUGGCUGGAUCAGAACAAAAGUGGGAAGAAAUAAGAAAAUGUGGAAGAAAACAUUAGCACAAAGACGGCGUUUGAGGCAACACGUAUUCUGCAAUUCUACACAAUCUACUCUACUUGAUAAAAUGGUGACCAAGUUUUGGAAAAAACCAAAGUACUAUGUCGACGAUCCAUAUGCACCAUACCAUACACGGGAAGAGUUCCCUUUAACAAGAAAGAAGCCAGCUAAUCAUUAAGUGUUUUAAUUUUAAACAGUAGUUAUAAUAAAUUGAUUAAUAGUAA
This is a messenger RNA of Zerene cesonia (dogface butterfly), 696 nucleotides long. It is a transcript of the gene mRpL35, whose product is annotated as 39S ribosomal protein L35, mitochondrial. NCBI's taxonomy places the organism in Eukaryota, Metazoa, Arthropoda, Insecta, Lepidoptera, Pieridae. The record is from RefSeq and is a predicted model, not a curated record. Gene Ontology annotation, cellular component: mitochondrion; ribosome. The transcript has 2 exons. The coding region runs from base 117 to 650 and encodes 177 amino acids. Gene Ontology annotation, biological process: translation. Gene Ontology annotation, molecular function: structural constituent of ribosome.